Messenger RNA from Protopolystoma xenopodis, 1434 nucleotides. The record is from the annotation of a GenBank genome assembly. NCBI's taxonomy places the organism in Eukaryota, Metazoa, Platyhelminthes, Monogenea, Polystomatidea, Polystomatidae.
AUGAUCUGUCCUGUGAGCCGGCCUCUUCAACCUAAAUUAAUUUCUUGUUCUGCUGAUCGGGUUAAUUCUAUUUCUCGUCUUCAUAGCCCUCUGCAUUUGCUAAGAUCGGAAAACACCGAAUUUGUCUCUCCUUAUUCUUCAUCUUCUUCUGCUUCUACAAUUUCUUCAUUUUCGUCUGCCCAGAAUGCAUCGCAACUGGGCCAACCCACACCAUCAUCCGAAAUGACACAAAGUCUACAUCUUUCUCCAUCUCCAUCUCAUAAUACUAAUGUUAGAAAGGUAUUCGCUGACCACGCUAAACCCUCUCAAGGCUCUAAUCAGCUCCACCAUCUUCAUCAGCUGGACGGAAGAGCAAGUCUAAUUACAGUUUUGCGUCUCUUUCCAGCUCAUGUUUGGCGUACCUGGUUGGCAACUGGCUCGCUUUGGAUUUCGGCAGCAACAAUUUGCUCUGCCAAACCUACAUCUAUCUCAACUGAGGCUGACAAAAGUGAUGGACAGCCACAGUUGAACGUAUCUGAAAACGUCAGCAACAUGCUGCAAACAUCAAUUCAUUGCAAGCAGCACUCUGUCGAAUGCAUUUGUCCUCGCCGGCUGGUCCCGCUGAGGACGAGCCGGCGACUUCUUACAUCUGUAUUCCUUUCUUGCUCUCUUAACAAACCAUUUCUGUUAUCUUACCAAAGAGAUUCGGCUGUUACCAUGACUACCAUUAAAAACAAUUCUCCAGAUGUAGAGAUCGCGGGCCCUGGUGAUCAGAUUCAGGGUCAAGAGAAUGAGAUCGAUAAACUAUUAUCAAGGACUCUAACGCUUUGGGAAGAGAAUUGUCCACCUUUUUUGUGGCAGUAUUUGAUAAAGCAGUUUUUUCGUCUUCCCGUUGCAAAUUCAAUCCUUCCGGCUUCUCUCAAUCCGAUUCCUGCCCCUGAAAGUCGAAUAAGUUCUCCAUACUUAUUUACACCAUUUCUGUACUUCUGCCCCCAGCAUUGUCUUGUCCUUUGUACUUGUAUCCAGUCGCCUAUAAAACCACGCCCUGUUGGCACCAGUUACUCAAAGGCAACACAUGAUUCUGUCACUAAAAAUUUUAAUUGCUUUAUUAAAUCCAAGUUGGCCGAUCAUGAAGUCGCUACCACAACUAAGACAGGCCUAUUCUCUGCUGAUAGCAUUCCUAAUAUGCAAUAUAUGCGUUGUUUUUCGCGUCUUAUUAGUCGACACCAGCAGCAUUUGCUUCUUCUGGGACUCAUCCAUAGGCUUCUGGAUCUGCCAGCAGCCACUUUCAGCCAAAUUGUAAAUUGGAGAAAGCAGUCUAAUAGAGUAAAUUUAAAUCGGGUCAUGAUCUCAUCAGAGGGCUCUCAGGCGACAUCAUUUCACAAGCAACGGCCUAUUCCCAAUUCCCGGACCAAAGAGAUAUCUCACCUCAGCACUAGUCUUCCGCAUCUUCCU